UUGCCACAAGCACUUUCAUUGCACUGAUGUGUCGCAGACUUGAGGAGGGGGCGUGUACUGUCACUGUUUGAGCUUCUGUUACGUAAGCCGCUUGAUGCUGUGACCACCAGGCAGAGGAGCUUCAAGAUUUGCCCUUCCAGACCUAUUGGCAGACUGUGGGCCGAAGAUCAAGCAGUGUUUCCAUAGGAAGGAUUUUAAAGCGCAAAGAUGGCGGCUUCCUUGCUGAGGAUAGGGCGACUUGGCUCUCUCAAGUGCGUGCAUGCGGAGAGCUGGGGCUCUUUGAGGAGAGCUCCUGCAGCUGUUGCCUUAUGCACGAAUGCUGGUGGUCCCAAGAAGCCCAAGAAGAGCAGUUCAGAGAAAAAGUCCCAGGGCAAAACAUACUUCGAUAUAGAGAAGCUUGUCCCACACAGAACAUAUGUGGAAUUUCCCAGGAAAGACGUGACACCAGCAGCUGCUGCCGCAGCAGAACUUGCUGCCACCCUCAAACCUUUUGAAGCAGUUGCCGCAGAGCCAAUUGUCGCCGCCACUGAAGCUGUAGCAGCUCCCGCUGCAGUUGAAGCCACACCAGUUGUAGAAACCGUUGCCCUCUCAGGUGAAGCAGUUGCUGAAGCCGCUGCACCGACUCCAGCCGCUGCUCUGACAGCUGAAGCUGCCCCCAUUGUUGAAGCCAUUGCAGUUGAAGCCAUUGCAGUUGAAACCAUUGCAGUUGAAGCCAUUGCAGCCGAAGCCAUUGCAGCCGAAGCCAUUGCAGCCGAAGCCACUCCCGUUGUUGCUGCUGAAGCUGCCCCCGCUGUUGAAGCCAUUGCAGUUGAAGCCAUUGCAGCUGAAGCUGCCCCCGUUGUUGCAGCUGAAGCCGUUGCAGUUGAAGCCACCCCUGCCUUUGAAGCUGCUGCUCCUGCUGCAGCCGACGCUGCCACACCCGCUGUUGAAACUGCCACUGAAGACGCACCCGCUGUCGAAGCCAUUGCACCCGCUGAAGCCGUUGCACCAGCAGCUGAAGCCCCAGUAGAGGUUGCCCCUGCAGAAGCUGCCCCUGUUGAAGCUGCGGCUGAAGCUCAUGUUGAAGCCGUAGCAGAGGUUCCAGUAGAAGCUGACCCAGUUGAAGCUGCUGCAGAAGAUUUGGCUGAAGCUGCCCCCGUUGAAGCUGCAGCUGAAGCCCAUGUUGAAACCGUAGCAGAGGCUCCAGUAGAAGCUGACCCAGUUGAAGCUGCUGCAGAAGAUGUGGCUGAAGCUGCCCCUGCUGAAGCUGCAGCCGAAGCCCCUGUUGUAGCUGAGCUUGUGGCUGAAGCUACUGCUGAGGUUGUGGCUGAAGCUACUGCUGAGGUUGUGGCUGAAGCUACUGCAGAGGUUGUAGCUGGAGCUGCCCCCAUUGACGCUGCCACUGAGGAGCUGGUAGACACCUCCCCUGUAGUGGCGGAGGCUGCAGGAGAGGAGCUGAUUGCAGAGGCCCCGUCUGAUGCAGUACCGAUUGAGGCUUCUGAGGCUCAACUGGACCCCAUCCAGAAGCUAUUCCUGCAUUCGAUCCGCGAGUAUUCCUCAAAGAGCGCGGCUAGUGGUGGUUUGGUAGAUGCAGGCCCUGCUUAUGAGAAGAACUUGGCAGAAGAGCUGACUAAACUACAGAGGCUGUAUGGCGGUGGUGACCUCACAGCUUUUCCAGAGUUCAAGUUCCCAGAGCCCAAGUUGGAGGAAGUUGCCCCCAAGUAAACAUCACCAGUCAACUUUUCUGUUGUCUUUUCCUGUCAAUCUGUUCUUUGAAGCGGACAUCUAGUAAUAAAUGACGUAGGCUACUAUAUCUAAUCAAGGCUAAAAUAAUGUUCAUUAAUUUUGUUUGUGGGGUAUACAGCUGUUUCCGUGUAUCUAGAAAUUCUCUUGCAAAUUAGUCUGUAUUAGACGUACGUGUUGGAGGACAAGCUGAUGCUGCACUUUGAGCUGUGAAAUAUGCUUUUGCAUAGGAUGAAGAUCCAGAAAUGUUUUAAGUUGGAUAAGGGAAAAAUAAACUCUGAUCCAUAUUGUUUUA
This is a messenger RNA of Oncorhynchus gorbuscha (pink salmon), 2017 nucleotides long. RefSeq names its product skin secretory protein xP2-like. The transcript has 7 exons. Bases 208 to 1704 code for a protein of 498 amino acids. The record is from RefSeq and is a predicted model, not a curated record. Lineage: Eukaryota; Metazoa; Chordata; Actinopteri; Salmoniformes; Salmonidae. Gene Ontology annotation, molecular function: proton transmembrane transporter activity. Gene Ontology annotation, biological process: proton motive force-driven ATP synthesis.